UUUAAUGUUGGGUAUGAUGGCUGCAUUGCGGUUCAAGAAUGGUGGUGGGAAGUGAUCAAAAUAUUUUGGAUUUGGAAGUUUUGUGUUGCUGUUAGCAAAUAAAAUAACUUUUAUUUGUCCAAUUUCUAUAAAAAAAGAUUAUAUAUACGUGCAAGUCACAUUACAUUUCCAUCAUAGUUAUGGAGAUUCCUGGGGAGUCAAACGAUAGCUGCGAGGUUAGAAAUGCUUCGGCCGCUCCGUUUUCUUUACCAGAUGUAUUGACAGAUGUAGGUAUUGCCAGUACCAGCGACGAACAGAAUGCAAGGACGAAUGAUGCCCUUCAAUCUUCGUCGCUUGCCGGUGAAACUAAUAUUCAACCUUCGGUUGAACCAUCAAGGGAAACAAGCAACCUAUGUAAUGAACCAAUUUCAGUUUCUGAAUUAAGUAACAACCAUCCUCCGCAAGGAGAGGCUGGGAGUAAUGCUGCUGUUACUAACCAAUGCGUAGAAUCUCCGAAGGGAUUUGUAAAGUCUGAGGAUCACACUUCAGACUGUAUUAGUAAUUUGAACAAUAAUAUUGUAGAACCUGCAAUAAAUGAGAAUGAAACAAAUGCUUUGCAGGGGGAAACUCAGGAUUAUGUUAUGCCAAAAUAUACAUUUGCUUGUGAACCACAGCUUAUUACUGGUGUAUGGGAAGAAUUCAAGAAAGUUCCAGAAGAAUGCUUUACAAAGGGUUGCAAGUGGUCACCGGAUGGCACAUGCAUCCUAACAAAUAGUGAUGACAACCUUCUUCGCAUCUUUGACCUGCCUCGUGAAUUGCAUUGCCAAGAAUUUUGGCCUGAAGGGAAGACUUUGCCUGAGCUGAAAUCAACGUUGCUUAUUAAAGAAGGAGGGCGUGUAUAUGAUUAUUGUUGGUAUCCUUUUAUGUCAUCAUGGAAUCCUUUGUCAUGUUGUCUUGUAAGCACCAGUCAGUUCAGCCCUGUUCAUCUUUGGGAUGCAUAUACAGGACAAUUGCGAGCUAGUUACAGAUCCUAUAACAGUGUGGAUGAAAUUGAGCAUGCUUUUAGUGUAGCAUUUAACCUAACUGGAGAAAAACUUUAUUGUGGUUUCAAGAAGAGGUUAAGUGUGUUUCAUACUGCUUCUCCUGGAAGCACUUGUGAAAAUAGAAACUUAAAAGGCCUUGGUCGACCUGUUGGGAUAGUAUCCUGUAUCUGUGUAAAUCCAGCAAAUGAAAAUAUUUAUGCAUUUAGCAGUUAUUCACGAACUAUUGGUCUCUGUACUGAGCCUGAUGGACAGGUGAUGUGUUUAUUGUGUAAUGAAGGAGGGGGUCUCACCCACAUCAUGUUCUCUCCAGAUGGUUCAAAGUUGUAUGCAGGUAGUCGCAAUGACUCGCAGCUCUUCUGUUGGGAUAUGCGCAAACUUGGAAACGUUCUUUUCACAGCAGAGAGAACAAAUAACACUAACCAGCGUAUCUACUUUGACCUCACUCCUGAUGGUCGGUUUCUUGUUUCUGGAUCAACAGAUGGUUUGGUACAUGUUUGGGACACACAAGAUACCCUUAAUCAAGACUCUGAAGUCCCUUUCCUGCCUGUCAAAACUAUGUUUCGAGCUCACAAUGACUGUGUCAAUGGAUUGAGCCUUCACAAACAAUAUCCCAUUAUGGCAACAUCUUCUGGCCAGCGCCAUCCAUACUGUCCGGAUUGCGAAUCGGAUGAAGAGGCUCCGCCAAGAACAAAAAAACGGCAUGUACACAGAGAAGAUGCUGUCAAACUGUGGUGGUUGGGUCUAAAUGCUUCUCCUUCAAAUCAACAACAGUCUGAAGACUGAAACAUUAAAAUUUUGUAUUUUCCCUGAACGUGUGAAAAUAUCGGUCCACUGUGGAACAGAGGAAAACAGUUUGUGUAGCGUGCAUUGUACUGUUGCUAGUACCAACAAAGGCAGUGUGCAGAAAUGCUCAUCCUGAACAAAAAAGGGAUUUACUUUUGACAAGUAGAAAGCCAGUGGGUAGAUUACCAAAAUGUAUGGUUUGGAUGAGAGAAAUCUAGAAGAAAUUUCACAAGGAAAGUGGUACACGAAGGAAAAAGUAUCUACAUCUUUCAACAUCAUUAGCAUAGUAGGAAUGAACAUAUUUGUCAGAAGAAAGGGAUAUAUUAGAUUGAAAACAAUAUUUUGUGAAUUGUGUUCAGUUAUAUAAUAAAUGUCCACAUUGCUACAGCAGACUGAAAACCUGAUUGCUCCAUGUUUCAUUAACUGCCGUAAUCCAGCAUAGUGGAAUAUGUUGGUUGCGAACAAGUGUUUUUCUCAGUGUAUUUUAAAUUCUUCACUUUGACAGCUUAAUAAUUGUUAAUUUGAUCAAGUAUGUACCAUCUACAUCCAAUUUAGAGUAAUAUCAACUCAUUGCCAGAUAUUUCACUGUUUGUAUGUGAAUACUCUCGCAUUGCAACUCGUAUUAUUGGAAGUAUCAAUCUUUUAUAAUAAAAUAACAAUUGUACCUGACAUCUGUGUGUAAUAUAAUGUUUUAGAAAGUACUUUGUGUAUAAAAUGUUUUAUAAAAAUAUCAGAGAAAUUUGAUAAAAUUGUUUUUGUUAUCAGAAUUUUUUGAUGAUUUCUUCUCGUUCCACCUCUUCUUUUUUUCUGUUUUUCUUUUCUAGUUUUUAUAAUUAUUUUAUAUUCUUUUCAAUUAUUUAUUUUAUUUACUUUACUUUUUUUGUUUCGUAAAUCAGCCGUCAUGGAGCCACGUGAUACCUGUAUACCACUGGAGUUCAAUGUUGAAUAUCGGAAUGGGUGCUCAUUACUUUCUAUAGUAAUGUGCACCCAUUCCGAUAUUCAACAUUGAACCCCAGUGGUAUACAGGUAUCACGUGGCUCCAUGACGGCUGAUUCACG
Molecule: messenger RNA, 2863 nt
Organism: Gryllus bimaculatus (two-spotted cricket)
Lineage: Eukaryota; Metazoa; Arthropoda; Insecta; Orthoptera; Gryllidae
Source: the annotation of a GenBank genome assembly